Molecule: messenger RNA, 1044 nt
Organism: Contarinia nasturtii (swede midge)
Lineage: Eukaryota; Metazoa; Arthropoda; Insecta; Diptera; Cecidomyiidae
Product: retinol-binding protein pinta-like
Exons: 6
Coding region: 79-993 (304 amino acids)
Cellular component (GO): membrane
Molecular function (GO): phosphatidylinositol bisphosphate binding
Source: RefSeq, a predicted model, not a curated record
ACUGACAUAUGUGCAUAUUUGACGUUUUUUACUUCAUUAUAUUUAUUUAGAUUUUCAAAAAUAAUAUUAAAAGAAAUUAUGUUAAAAAUUCGAAAACUAUCCAUGCAGUUAGCAAAAAAAGCACAAGAUGAACUAAAUGAAAAACCCUCUGAAAUGGAAAAUCACAUAAAAGAUCUUCGAAAUUGGAUUCUUAAACAACCUUAUUUAAUAGCACGAACAGAUGAUCAAUUUUUGGUCACAUUUUUGAGGGGAAGUAAAUACAAUCAAGACGUUGCAAAACAAAAAAUAAACCUUUUCUUUACGAUGAGAAGUCUUUCUACAGAGAUAACACAAAUGCGAGAUAUUCGAUUUGGAAAAAACGCCAAACUGUUAAAACUCGGAACAACCAUUCCAUUGCCAAUGCCACAAAGUUAUGAUGGACCUCGAAUCAUUCUGAUUAGGCCAGGAGCAUACAAUCCAGAAGAAUUCGACAUUGUUGAUGUAUUCAAAAUGUACAUCCUUCUAACGGAUUUUCUUUUGAUGGAAGAUGAUAAUUUUGUUGUGUCGGGGCAAGUGGGAAUUUUGGAUCUCACAAACGUCACAUCUGCACAUUUUGAUCAAUUUAAACCAGACAUUGUAAAAAAAAUGACAUAUCUUUGUCAAGAUUCUUUACCUGUUAAACCGAUGGGAUUUCAUUACGUGUGUUGCCCGGAUGGUUUCGAAUUUAUAUUCAAUCUAUUCAAGUCUUUCAUGAGUGACGAAUACAAAUCUUUGCUGUUUGUUCAUGGACAAAAUUUUGGAACGCUUUAUAAUCACGUCCCAAAGCAAUUUUUGCCUACAGAAUACGGUGGAGAUGCAGGAACAAUCGCUCAGUUAUCUGCGAAUUGGAUGAAAAAAUUAUUGGAUAAUGUUGACUCACUCAACGAAUGGAACAAGUAUGGAACGAACGAACUACAUAGGCCUGGCGCCCCAAUAACGGACGAAACAAUAAAAUUAUCUGAUUUCCGUAUUUAAGGGACAAUUAAUUGGGAAUUUCUGUGACAAUAAAAAACUAUGAAAACAUCA